AUGUCGCAGGUCUCAACCCUCAUCGAUGUGGACAAGCCCCUCUUCGAUCUCAGCACCUUUGCUGGGCGCUUCCAGUACUUCGCCUGGAUGACGGAUCCCCGCACCGUGGUCCUCUCCAGCGAUCGUCUGCUCGAGGCCAAGACCAUGGUUGAGCGCUACCGGAAAGGCGAUCAAUCGCCGCAGGUGAAGCCGGAGGAAGUGCACUACAACAUGAAGCUGUACAGCUCCGCCUUUCAUCCGGACUCUGGGGAACUGCAGAACUUUUGCGGCCGCAUGAGUUUUCAGGUGCCCGGUGGCAUGUUGAUCACCGGUGGCAUGUUGGCCUUCUACCGCACCGUGCCCGCCGUGGUUCUUUGGCAGUUCAUCAACCAGUCCUUCAAUGCGGUGGUUAACUACACGAACCGCAAUGCCAAUUCGCCCACCAGCGUUACGCAGCUGGGCGUGGCAUAUGUUUCGGCCACGACAUCGGCCCUAAUAGCCGCUAUUGGAUGCAAGAACUAUUGGUCGAGGAAGGCGACUCCGCUGUUCCAGAGAUUCGUGCCCUUUGCUGCUGUGGCGGCCGCCAAUUUUGUCAACAUUCCGCUGAUGCGACAGAACGAGAUACUGAAUGGCAUCGAGGUGAAAAACGAGGAGGGCGAGAUUGUGGGCCAGAGUAGACUGGCAGCCAUCAAGGGCAUAGGCGAGGUGGUGGUCUCCAGGAUUGCGAUGGCGGCGCCUGGAAUGCUGGUACUGCCUUUCAUCAUGGAGAGGCUGGAGAAGCUGCCUGCCUACAGGCGUAUCAAGUGGAUAAACGCCCCAUUCCAAACCCUGAUGGUUGGCUGUUUCCUCUGCUUCAUGGUUCCCACUGCCUGUGCUCUGUUCCCGCAGCAAUGUUCCUUGGAUACUUCGACUAUGCGGACUUUUGAGCCGGAACUGUUCGAGGAAAUCGAGAAGAAAACUCGAGGCAAUGUACCCGAACGUGUCUACUUCAACAAGGGUCUGUAGAUCAGCUCCAUAUCAUUCAAGGAUUUGGAGCAAGACAAUAAUGUGUUAGUGGUGUCCGUUCUCGUCAUGUUUAAUGUAGCAUUUAUUGUAUCAGAUCGCGCAAUACUUUGCAGUUGUUCCUUGUCUAGUGUCAAUUGUCGUAGCCGCUAAGCUAAAAGAAUCUCAGCUCUAUGAAAAAUUAAUAUUCAAGCGUGUUCCGGUUUUCACAUUUUUAAAUAUAUUUUAAUUGGACUUUAUCAUAAGUUAUUUACUCCUUGUUCCCUGUUUUUGAAACAAAAUUGUCAAAUAGUUUUAAAACUUGUGGUGUCUUUUGGUUAAGUUUAGGUCUCAAAAUAUAAUUUAAUCUCCUCGAAUUCAAAACCGAAGCACGCAAGUACUUAAUGGGUAUUAAUAUUCAUGUAAGACCUUAGCAACUUGGUAUUUCGAAAUAUUAUCAAUAAAGGUAUUAAAACUGCGAUAAUUGAUAAUCUAGAUCAUUUGUAAACUCAUUAAAACUGAAAUACUUGCCCAAAGAUAACAAGAUCUUCAACUUAAACAACAAGAUCACUGCUGAACACUCAUUUCCUGUAAACCUAGAACAAAACCACCCAGGAUAAUGCUUUUUAGAGCCACUAAUAUUCUAACUAGUUAUGUGUUUCAUGUUAGGACUAAUUUACUCACCUGUUUUAAAUAAAUGUUUACAAAA
Molecule: messenger RNA, 1669 nt
Organism: Drosophila suzukii
Lineage: Eukaryota; Metazoa; Arthropoda; Insecta; Diptera; Drosophilidae
Source: RefSeq, a predicted model, not a curated record